UUGGUGUUAAAGAAGCGUUUUCGUUUCAUAAUACCCACUGUUUUUUUUUUCCACAAAAAUCGUGAUUUGGAACAUUGUUGCCAAAACAAGAAAACAACGUCAAUCGAACAAAUUAGAAAAGAAAGAAACAUAGUACUCGGUAAUAUUCGUGCACCCUCGCAUCAUGCCCUUUGAUCCUAAAAUAUAGCAGCCUUCAUCCUCUGAUGGGUUUUUGAUAAAGCAACCGUUUUUGUCACUGGAUUUGGAAAACAGCUAGUUCCCAUGGAGGGGUUGGUGAGUUCUGGGAUCAACACCAUUCGUGUUUUUGGUGUUACAAAGCACCAAUCUCGUUUUCUUCCUUCAUCAACGCUUCAUCUGAGGAGUGAUAGAGUGUGUGGAAUUAGAAUUGGGGUUGAGGAGAAGAAGAAGAAGCCGUGUUUCGUUAUGGCUGCAUCUGUUGGGGGCUCCAAAGUGGGCCAUUUUGAGAACACACUCCCGUCCAAAGAGGUUCUUGAGCUUUGGAGAAAGGGUGAUGCUGUUUGCUUCGAUGUGGAUAGCACUGUGUGUUUGGAUGAAGGGAUUGAUGAGAUUGCUGAGUUCUGUGGGGCUGGAAAGGCUGUUGCAGAGUGGACUGCUAGAGCGAUGGGUGGUUCUGUUCCGUUUGAGGAAGCCUUGGCUGCUAGGCUGUCUUUGUUCAACCCCUCUUGGUCUCAACUUCAGAAUUUUCUUAAGCAAAAGCCACCAAGGCUUUCCCCUGGCAUAGAAGAGUUAGUCCAGAAGUUAAAGGCUAAUGGCAUUGCUGUUUAUCUUGUCUCUGGUGGCUUCCGUCAAAUGAUCAAUCCUGUUGCAUCAAUACUUGGAAUUCCAGAAAGCCAUAUUUUUGCCAAUAACCUACUUUUUAAGAGCUCUGGAGAGUUUCUGGGGUUCGAUACAAGAGAGCCUACUUCAAGGAGUGGAGGAAAAGCUGUUGCUGUCCAACAGAUCAAGAAGGCUCAUGGUUUCAAAACUUUAACCAUGGUGGGGGAUGGUGCUACUGAUAUGGAGGCUCGUCAACCAGGUGGUGCUGACUUGUUCAUUUGCUAUGCUGGUGUUCAACUUCGAGAAUCUGUUGCUGUGAAAGCUGAUUGGCUAGUUUUCAAUUUUAAAGACCUUAUAAAUUUGUUGGGGUAAUUUUUCCUUUUUCUUUUUUCUUUUUUGUUUUCAUUUGUUUUCUUCUGAGCCGGCGUGAGAAGUUUCCAAUAUGAAGAGGAUUGGGAUGUUGUCACCAUCUCACUGUUUGAAAUUUUUAGACUUUAUUUAAUGCAUAACAUAUAUUUGGCUAUGGUAUUAUUCUCUGUAGUUGCUUUUCAGCUGCAGACCUUUAGGAUUACAAAAGAGUGAGAAAUCGAAUAAAAAAACAUUUGGUGUC
Messenger RNA from Vigna angularis (adzuki bean), 1387 nucleotides. Its product is annotated as phosphoserine phosphatase, chloroplastic. The record is from RefSeq and is a predicted model, not a curated record. The coding region runs from base 262 to 1149 and encodes 295 amino acids. Gene Ontology annotation, cellular component: cytoplasm. Gene Ontology annotation, biological process: L-serine biosynthetic process; dephosphorylation. Gene Ontology annotation, molecular function: L-phosphoserine phosphatase activity; magnesium ion binding. NCBI's taxonomy places the organism in Eukaryota, Viridiplantae, Streptophyta, Magnoliopsida, Fabales, Fabaceae. The transcript is spliced from 8 exons.